AUGUUGCUCGACUUUCUGCAUCUGGGAAACCUGGACAAGGUCAACGGCGGAUGGUCGUCCAUCAUAGGCAUAACCACCGCAAUCAUUGGCAAUAUCCUCAUCUCGUUCGCCCUCAACACGCAGCGAUAUGCCCAUAUCCGCCUCAAUCGCCAAUACCACCAAGAUGAGCAAGAGAGGAAAAGGGACAGACGUAGCCGGAAUCGUGACUCUCAGCAGGAGCGUAUAGCUGAGGAAAGGGAAGCUCAGAAUCUCAAUGCACCUUCUGAAUCGGAUCCGCUGCUUCCUUCGUCUGCCUCGACCUCUUCCGAGUCCACCAUUCGCCCGAACAAAAGNUCAGAAGCCACAGGACCAAAGUCGUACCUCAAGUCACCUAUCUGGUGGCUUGGAAUCGCUCUCAUGACAGUCGGCGAGGCUGGAAACUUCCUCGCCUACGGCUUCGCACCUGCUUCGGUCGUGUCUCCUCUCGGUGUCGUGGCUUUGGUAUCGAACUGCUUGAUCGCGCCUCUACUGCUACACGAGCAAUUCAGGAUAAGAGAUGGAUUUGGUGUCAUAGUGGCUGUGGGUGGUUGUGUUACAGUCGUCCUUAGCGCCAGCGACAACAACCCAAAGCUGGGCCCCGACAAGAUCUGGGAACUGAUCUCGACUUGGGAGUUCAAGACGUACUUUGGCAUAACCGUCUUUUUGAUGCUGGCUCUGAUGUCGGUGAGCUCGAGGUAUGGUCACAAGUCUGUUCUUAUUGACCUCGGUCUUGUUGGCUUGUUUGGUGGUUACACAGCCCUCUCGACCAAAGGUGUUGCAUCGUUGCUCUCCAACACCAUCUGGCAUGUCGUUACCUUUCCCAUCACAUACCUCCUGGUUGCAGUUCUGGUGUCGACCGCCGUCCUGCAAAUCAAGUACCUCAACCGUGCUCUGCAGCACUUUGACUCGACCCAGGUCAUUCCAGUACAAUUUGUGCUUUUCACACUGUCCGUCAUUAUCGGCAGUGCCAUUUUGUACCGCGACUUCGAACGAACGACGACCGACGACGCUAUCAAAUUCUUUGCAGGAUGUGCCUUGACCUUUUCAGGAGUCUGGCUGAUCACUUCAGGACGUGGAAAGAGCAGGGAGCAAGACGAGGAGGAGGGCUCGGAAGAUGGAGAAGCAAUUGAUCUGAUCGACGAAGAACACCAACAACCAGAGAUUCGUGAACGUCUGGACAGCGACGCACGUCGUGCCUCUCUGCGACCAAAGUCAUCUCGGUCAGAAGCCCCUUCCUUCGUCAUCACCUCUGACGAUACUCCGACCCAACACUUCAGCUUCGAGCCUUCUUCUCCACUGAAUGACAACCCUUGGACAUUGCCCGCGCCCGCCAAUAUCUCCUCCAUUCACCCACGCUCGGACGCCAGCAUAGCUGCCGAGCAACGACUNCAAAACCCACCACCCAUGCACGCCACAACCUCUGCACCUGUGCUGCCCACCAUGUCCUCUCAAAAGCUGAGUCCGCGACGGCCAACAACGCCCAACCGAGGCAUUAGUAGUCCCUCGAUUCAAGACAGCCCAAACACCUUGUCGUCAUCACAGCAACGCUACCGUCAAAUUGACCCUAGCGAAGCCACGCCAGGCCGUCUAAACACGUUGACCCAGAUCCUGCCUGGUCCUCUGACAAACCCGCUUUCGUCCUCGCUAUCCGCCAUCGUAGCGGAUAGUCUGCGCAGAGGCAUUGUAGAUACACCGCCAUCCCUCGGCGGUCGCCGCAGGACCUCUGGCAGGGGCUCUCGCACAGAAGCCAUAGAAGCAUUGAGUGAAGGCACUAGUGCUCCAUUACAGAGGGUGCGGAGUAGACCGGGCUCUUCGAACAAGAGAGACAGGAGUCUGAGUGCUACAUUGGGUGACAUGUUUCACGGGGGCAGGAGGUCGAGGAGCGGCACGUUAGAAGAGGUGCCUGAUGAGGAAGAGGCCGUAGGACGAUGA
Messenger RNA from Aureobasidium vineae, 1950 nucleotides. The record is from the annotation of a GenBank genome assembly. NCBI's taxonomy places the organism in Eukaryota, Fungi, Ascomycota, Dothideomycetes, Dothideales, Saccotheciaceae.